Molecule: messenger RNA, 3534 nt
Organism: Bufo gargarizans (Asiatic toad)
Lineage: Eukaryota; Metazoa; Chordata; Amphibia; Anura; Bufonidae
Gene: TBC1D14
Product: TBC1 domain family member 14
Exons: 16
Coding region: 272-2392 (706 amino acids)
Source: RefSeq, a predicted model, not a curated record
AACAAGAGCAGCACCUGCAGCGCUGGGCUCACAGGCUGAGGAGGAGGGGGACAACACUGCGCUCAGAACCCCCCGCCAGGAUAUUCAAUGCAGGAUGCAGGUCCCACCUCUUGAAUGGGUGUCCCCCCAACCUUUCUCCUUCCUGCUGGUGAGGCAGGUGAAGAAUGUGUGAAGAGAUGCUCUUGUGUGCUGUCUGAGGUGGUGAAGAAAUGGCCUAGCAUGCCACGCCGCCGUGCCACCCUUUCUUUAAACUUUGUUACCUUGGCUGGCAAUGUCACAGCAUGAGGCCCAGAGGAAUGGAGGUCACAGCUGCCAAGUUUCCUCUUGGUCGAAUAUGAAUAAGGACUUAUCAGCUAACAUCAAGAACCUUGAGUUUAUCGAGGUCCAUGACAUUGCCAUUGACGACGAUAUUCACAAUCUGGGCAAAUGGAAUCGAAAGAGUUCUCAGUCUCACACUCUUCCAGACUUCCAUCACAGCCAUUUUGUUUCCAUCGGUGAGAGCAACAGUGUCACUUCACUGGAUUCCGGCAUCCCGACCCUUGAGAUCGCCAACCCGGAACCGGUCCAUUGCAACGUCAGGUCAAACUGUAUGAAUGGGGCUGUUGGAGAUAAAAGAGUCUUUCAAAGCUCCAAAAGUAUUCCCAGUAGUAGUACCCCAUCUCUGAGGAACUCUGAAAGUGAUCAUGUCGUCUGGAAGUCCUCCACGUUUCCUAGGUCCGGCUAUGACACCGCCAAGCUCUACAGCCCGACUUCUCUUAACAGAAGCGAUGAUAUCUCUGACUGCAGUGUUUCCAGCCUCAGCACAGACUUCUCCACCACUUUAUCGGUGAGCAAUGAGGACAUUGUGGACUUCUUGGUGACCAGCAACUCAAGUGCAAUUGUCAACUUGGAAAAUGAUGAAACACAUUUUUCAGAUGUUACUUUGAACUCUGGAAGGGACAAUUCAGAUGCAACUCUUAAAGGCUAUACGCAGGACGUCGAUGCCGACAGUAAAAUCAGAAUACUGGGACCGAUCAGUAACUUCUUCAACAGAGGCAUUUUUGCACGGAGGAAGAGCGUCCAAGUGGAAAAACAGAAUGAAAUCGGGUGGAAAUUAUUUGGAAAAGUCCCUCCUCGUGAAAUUCCUCCUAGCUAUUCAGGGAAAGUACCAAAGGAAUAUGAAGACAGAAUUGGACAAGCUUCAAAGUCUCCAUCCCCAAAGCAGAAUGUAAGGAAGAGCCUUGUGUUUGAACCCCUGUCCACAACAGCCCUUAUAUUGGAAGACCGGCCAGCAAACCUUCCGGCCAAACCAGCGGAGGAAGCCCAGAAACACAGACAAGAAUAUGAAGAAAUGGUGGCCCAAGCUAAAAGGAGAGAAUUUAAAGAUGCCCAGAGAAAGAAAAAACAACUGGAGGAGAGGUGCAAACUGGAGGAAAGCAUUGGAAACGCCGCUCUCAUGUGGAGCAAUGAGGUUCUGCCCAACUGGGAAUCCAUGUGCUGUUCUCGAAAAGUUCGAGAGAUGUGGUGGCAGGGGAUCCCACCGAGCGUGAGGGGAAAAGUCUGGAGUUUGGCAAUUGGCAAUGAGUUAAAUAUCACUCACGAGCUCUACGAUAUCUGUUUAUCUCGGGCUAGGGACCGAUGGAAAUCGCUGAGCAUGGGAGGGUCCGAUGGGGAAAAUGAAGACUCAGGUUUGUCUGCAUCGGACAGGGAAGCCAGCCUGGAGCUAAUAAAAUUAGAUAUCUCCCGGACAUUUCCAAAUCUGUGUAUAUUCCAGAAGGGUGGUCCCUAUCAUGACAUGCUGCACAGUAUUUUAGGGGCCUACACUUGCUACCGACCUGAUGUUGGUUAUGUACAGGGCAUGUCGUUUAUCGCUGCUGUGCUGAUCCUGAACCUAGAUACUGCUGAUGCCUUCAUUGCGUUUUCAAACCUCUUGAAUAAACCUUGUCAGAUGGCAUUCUUCAGAGUAGACCAUGGCCUUAUGUUAACUUACUUUGCAUCAUUUGAAGUAUUUUUUGAAGAAAAUUUGCCGAGAUUAUUUGCCCAUUUCAAGAAAAAUAAUCUGACCCCAGAUAUCUACCUAAUAGACUGGAUUUUUACCCUGUACAGUAAGUCUCUACCACUGGAUUUGGCGUGCCGGGUUUGGGAUGUUUUCUGCCGUGACGGGGAGGAGUUUCUUUUCAGAACUGCCUUGGGAAUACUAAGACUUUUUGAAGACAUUUUAACUAGAAUGGACUUCAUUCACAUUGCCCAGUUUCUGACCAAGCUCCCGGAGGACUUAACCGCUGACGACUUAUUUGCCUCUAUCGCCGCAAUUCAGAUGCAGAGCCGGAACAAGAAGUGGGCUCAGGUCCUGUCCGCUUUACAGAAAGAUACUCGUGACACGGAGAACAGGAGCCCCGCUCUGAAACGCUGAAUAUCAACUCAGGAUGGAACUUAAAGGAUUUUGUUUUCAACCAAGAGAGAACAUAAUUCUACUUCAGGACUUUGUGUAACACUGGAAUUGGCCUUAAGACAUUUAAGUCAGUACUUGGCAAAUAUUGCCUUGAAUCUGUGAGGCCAGGCCUCAGCCUGUGCAGUAGUGCAAUAGUGUUUUUUUAUUUUUUAUUUUUUCCAUUGCAGAGAACAACACGCACUUCUUGAAGUGAAAGUCCAAGUUAUAUGACGACAUUCUGAGUUUCUGCAGUCACCACUAGAGGGAGUUUAGCAGUUUCCUGCAUACUGUUCAUGCAUUGAAUUCAAUAGUGAAUCUGUAUGCAGUAAGCUCUUAAGCUCCCCCUAAUGGUGACUGCAGAAUUGUAUCAACGUAACACUGUCUAUGCAGGGGAUGAGGAGCUGUGUAACAGAAAACGGUUCCAACCAUUAUAAAGAUAUUAAGAAACUAAUCGGGACCUAGUUGGCGUACAAAAAGGGGGGGAAUUUCACUUUAUGCAUUUUUCACAAGGACCAUGGUUUCUAGUUGUCACAAUGGCAGCUGAUAAAUUCUGCUGCAGGAAAUUGGUAGUGUUCACACCAUAAACUUGGUUAAAGUAAAAAAAAAAAAGACCAAAGAUGUUUGUGAAAUACAGCUGUAGAAGACCAUAGUCUAGAAUUACCUACAUUCUUUGGUUCUCCAACAGUUUUAAAACUACAACUCCCAACAUGCCCUGGUAUGUUGUAUCCAGAGGGAGGCAGGCUUCAGGGUUUUCAGGUACCAUUGAUGCCUCUGUGUUUCACUCCCUGCAGAGUGUGGGAUGGAUGGCUGGCCGGGCAGGGACUUUCGGAGUUUACUUUUAGAAAAUCUGAUUAAUAAGGCAGAGAUUGUGAGCGACAUAAUGUGUGCUGCCUCCCCUUCUCAUCCCUCUGCUGAGCAUCAUGGUGUGACUGCUGGCAGGCUUAUUUUACUUCUCUAUGGCAAACCAGUUGAACUGCUGAGUUAUAUGAGACAGCCUGGAUGCUAGGAAUACACUAUAUAUAAUAGACUCCACUCAAGGUUGCUAUUGGGCCUUUAGCUAAGGGUGGCUUUAGUAUUUAUGGUUAAAGGGAACCUGUCACCGGGAUUUUGGCCAUAGAGCUGGG